CUCUAAUGAGCUCUCACAAGCGAGAUGUAGAAAGGUCCACCUCCAGAUGAAACAGUGGGCCAAACACAUCAGCAGGGAAUCUGUCAAAGCGGAAAUGCGCAGAGACUGUUUAACCAAUGCAUCGUUUCUUAAAAAGCAAAUUAAGAGCCAGGCACAGUGGCUCACGCCUGUAAUUCCAGCACUUUGGGAGACAGGUGAGCCUAGGAGUAUGAGGCCAGCCUCAGCAACAUAGUGAGACCCUGUCUUCACAAAAAUAAAAUAUUGGCCAGGUGUGAUGGUAUGCACCUGUAGUCCCAGCUACUUGGAGGCUAAUAAGGCAGGAGGAUCACUUGAGCCCAGGAGUUCUGGGUUGCAGUGAGCUGAUUGUACCACUGCACUCUAGCCUGGGUGGCAGAGUAAGACCAUGUCUCUUAAAAAAAAAAAAGCAAAGCAAAUUAAGACAACCAGGUUUUUAUUUGUUUCCGGAACUGAGCAAGACUUAAAUGAAACACAUUAAUAUGUUGCUUGAGGAAGAACACAGGAAGCUGCCUUCUGGGGACAGCCUGGCUGCAGGCGAGAGCAGCCCUGGAGCUUGUACCUUUCAAGCUGGCCCUGGCCUGGCUACCUCUCCUCUUGCCUGUCGGCCCUGAGGGUGAUUUCAGCCAAGGGAAUCCAUGGCUUCUGCUGCUCCAAGAAAGUCUACAUGUUGUGGCUCUGCAGAGCCUGGACUGGUUUUUGCCCCCUGCCUUUCACAGACCUUCCGUAGCCCAUCCUGCCUGCCCUGCUCUCUGCUCCAUGUACAGGGGUGACCUGUCAGCUCCUCAAACAUCCUUACUACACCAGGGCUCACCAUGCACUGCUUCCUUAACCCGGAACCUCUUACCUCCCACUCCUGCCCUGGUGGCUCACCCUUUCAGUGUUACUUCUUUGAGGGCCUCUUCCUGACCUGCCGUGCCAGGUGGAGUGUCCUGUAAUGCAUUCCCAUGAGAUCCUGCCUCCUUCCUUCGUGAGCUUAUCACUGUUGUCAUCAGUUCACUGUCAGCCUUUGGUGUCAUUGAUGCUGUGUUCCCAAGGCUGCUGACUGGUUCCUCGCCGCAGUCCUGGCGCCUGCCAGGUGGAGGAAUGUGUUUGGGCUGCACUUUAGUAGCUUUGUGGGUGUUACUGACUUUUGCAUACCCUUUGGGGUUUGGAGCAGGGACUCCUCAGAAGUGUGUUUAGACAGCGUGGCUGUACCAGAACCGAGUGCUGCUGGAAGUGGCUCUGGCAUGUGGGGCCAGUGUGCCGGGGCUGCUCUGGAGUCUGGGGCUUGUCGUUUUUCCCGUACAGGACAGACUGGGGCAGCUGAGGCUUGGCUCAGCGUGCGAGUCCGAGUAUGCGCUCCCAAUUCCGCUCAUUGCCUUCUCCAGGCACAUGUGGAUGUGGCUGCCAUGUGCACCUGGGCCCCUCACUCGCAUGAGCAGGGAGGUGUCCCUGGACCUUCCAGGUGGUGCUGUGGCCAUCCCGUCCUGGGGGAAGUUCUGGCUGGCUGUCCUGAAUGUUUACAGCUGGGAAGGCCUCAACACCCUGUUCCCAGAAAUGUGGCUGUUUCCUGACUGGGCACCGGCACACCCUUCCACACUGUGGUGCCACUGCCGGCAGGUCUACCUGCCCAUGAGCUACUGCUAUGCUGUUCGGCUAAGCGCCACGGAGGACCCGCUCAUCCAGAGCCUCCGCCAGGAGCUCUAUGUGGAGGACUUUGCCAGCAUCAACUGGCAGGCGCAGAGGAACAACGUGGCCCCUGAUGAGCUGUAUACACCGCACAGCUGGCUGCUCUAUGUGGUAUAUGCGUUCCUCAACCUGUAUGAGCGCUACCACAGUGCCCACCUGCGGCAGCAGGCCGUGCAGAAGCUGUAUGAGCACAUCGCGGCUGACGACCGAUUCACCAAGAGCAUCAGCAUCGGCCCGAUCUCGAAAACCAUCAACAUGCUUGUGCGCUGGUAUGUGGAUGGGCCCACCUCCCCUGCCUUCCAGGAGCACGUCUCCAGAAUCCCGGACUAUCUCUGGAUGGGACUUGACGGCAUGAAAAUGCAGGGCACCAACGGCUCACAGAUCUGGGACACUGCCUUCGCCGUCCAAGCUCUGCUAGAGGCGGGUGGACACCACAGGCCCGAGUUUUCGUCCUGCCUGCAGAAGGCACAUGAGUUCCUGCGGCUCUCACAGUCCUGCCCAGUCGGUCUCAGUGAUGUCCCAAGUGCUGACAUGUUCUCUGCUUCCACAUUUGCCCUCGAUGCUGCCCAGAUCCCAGAUAACCCUCCCGACUACCAGAAGUACUACCGCCAGAUGAGCAAGGGCGGCUUCUCCUUCAGCACGCUGGACUGUGGCUGGAUUGUUGCUGACUGCACCGCUGAGGCCUUGAAGGCUGUGCUACUCCUGCAGGAGAAGUGUCCCUAUGUAACCGAGCACAUCCCCCGAGAGCGGCUGUGCGAUGCUGUGGCUGUGCUGCUGAACAUGAGGAAUCCUGAUGGAGGGUUCUCCACCUACGAGACCAAGCGUGGGGGGCAUUUGCUGGAGCUGCUGAACCCCUCGGAGGUCUUUGGGGACAUCAUGAUUGACUACACCUAUGUGGAGUGCACCUCUGCCGUGAUGCAGGCACUGAAGCAUUUCCACAAGCAUUUCCCAGACCACAGGGCAGCCGAGAUCAGGGAGACCCUCAAGCAGGGCUUAGAGUUCUGUCGGCGGCAGCAGAGGGCCGACGGCUCCUGGGAAGGGUCCUGGGGGGUGUGCUUCACCUACGGCACCUGGUUUGGCCUGGAGGCCUUCGCCUGCAUGGGGCAGAGCUACUGUGAUGGGACUGCCUGUGCAGAGGUCUCCCGGGCCUGUGACUUCCUGCUGUCCCGGCAAAUGGCAGACGGCGGCUGGGGGGAGGACUUUGAGUCCUGCGAGCAGCGGCGUUACGUGCAGAGUGCCCAGUCCCAGAUCCACAACACCUGCUGGGCCCUGAUGGGGCUGAUGGCCGUUCGGCAUCCUGAUGUCAAGGCCCAGGAGAGAGGAGUCCAGUGUCUGCUUGAGAAACAGCUCCCCAACGGCGACUGGCCCCAGGAAAACAUCUCCGGGGUCUUCAACAAGUCCUGUGCCAUCUCCUACACAAGCUACAGGAACGUCUUCCCCAUCUGGGCCCUCGGCCGCUUCUCCCAGCUGUACCCGGAGAGAGCCCUUGCCGGCCACCCCUGAGAACAUGCCUGCCUGCUGGGUGCUGUCUGUGCAGUCCAGUAAGGCCAAGGGGUCCUGGCCGGGUGGUGGAGCCCUCCCAUAACCCUGUCUCUGGCUCCAGGCCCUCAACCUCUGCCUCACAGAUGUGAGUCUGGGGACCAGGCUGGAGGCGGGGAUGGGGACAGGGGGGGUGGCUUAGACUCUUGGUUUUUAACAUAGGUUCAUUUCUGAGAGUAGCUUGUCAGGCUUGGGUGAGGAGCCACAACCCUGAGGAGACAGUGCCUUUUGCCUCCUCUGGGCACAGCCUCCCCAAGGGAGUGAGGCUAGCAGGGUUUUUCUGACCAAUAGCUGAGUUGGGAGAGGAACAGCUGCACCUGUGCGAUUCCUACCUGGCACUGUCAUGUGGGCUCUGGGCAGGCUGCUCCUGCACCUUCUGUCUGCCAGGCUGAGGGGUACGAGGGUGAUUCUGACAAUGGCAUGUACAGUGCGCAUCCAUGAACAGCCCAGUGCAGGGGCGCUCAUGGAGCAUCUCGAGGCUGUGCAGCAGGGAACCCCAUGCCCCUGGGUUGUGAGCUCGCCUGCAGAAUGGUGGGUGGAGUCUCCAUACCCACCCUGGUCAUGGACUCGCCUGCAUUUGCGGCGGGGGGGUGUCAGGGAGCAUCCUGAGGUUGUUUAGCGGGGAGCCUCCAUACCCCUGGAUCGUGAACUCAGCCGUGUGGAAUGCAAUUUGUGAGGUGCCUACAGGGUUUAUAGUGGCCUUAUGGACAGAAAUGCCCAUGGGAGGCACAGCGUAACCAGGGGUGAGGGGCAGACAGCAGUCAUGGUCACUAUCACAGGGCACUGCUCUGUAUAGGGAGAGCCAGCGUCCAGCCUAUCACCGCUCCCUGGGCUGGCUGGGCAGGAUGGCACCCUGGGGGCCUAGCAUAUGCCCAGGGCUACCCUACAGCUGCCGCCAGUCUCACGCCCAGGCAGGUGCUCUGGGCUGGAGUGAGGGCUACGUGUUGGGGGCAGCUUCUCUGGGUGAUCCUCUCAGCUCCCUUCUAGCUUCUGACCCAGCUGGUCUGGCUUGCAUGGAUGUAGGGCUUAGGGUAGGAAGUUCAGGUCCUGGCUAUGCCUUUGACUGAUGUGGAUGAGCCGUUCACGUGCUCAGGGCCACCCUGAGACUGUCACUGUUCUCCCUGGCCGUCGGGAGGAGUCACUGAGAACUUCGUCACCACUGCUGCCUUGCCCAGGGCACACCCUACGCCUCCUCAUCUGCUCUUCCUCCCCCCCCGCUGCCUCCUGGGCAGGUGGCAGCCCCUGGCCCCUACCCCUGGCUGACUGUCCUCCCUCAGGCAGUGGAGGUCUGUGUCUGGACAGCCUUGGAGCCUGUCAUUUCCUGCCUGGAGUCCUUCAGGGCCACCCCUCUGCCUUGGUGCGGGGUCCAGGGCUCUCACCCAGGCUCCGUGCCCUCUGGAGCAUCCUGCCCAGCUCCCUUGCCCCAUGUGCUGUCACUGACUCUCCUUGGGACUCGCCUGCCUGCUCAGAGCAUGCAGGGCCUGGUCGGCUGCACGUGCAGGCAGAUGCCUGUAGAGUGUCAACACAUCUUAAAACUAGGCUUUAGUUUGGCUGAAGGAACCGUGUUGGGACCCUUGGCAUCUGUCAGGUUUGCACGCGCUGUUUUUUUCCUCAGCCCAUGUGUUCUCCCCCCCGGGGCAGCAACAGGACAGACAGUGAAUCCCAGAGUCUGCCUGGAGCCGCGGCUGCUGUCCCUGGGCCUCCUAGCCACGGCCAGAUCACUGUACAAAAUAGCUUUCCGGAAAUGAAAUGUAAAUCCAUCUUUAUACUGAAAAUGUUACUGAAGACACUUUUAUGAACAACUACUUUAAUAAACAGGCGUUUGAUUCCCUUA
Molecule: messenger RNA, 5059 nt
Organism: Callithrix jacchus (white-tufted-ear marmoset)
Lineage: Eukaryota; Metazoa; Chordata; Mammalia; Primates; Cebidae
Source: RefSeq, a predicted model, not a curated record